Rhipicephalus microplus (southern cattle tick) is the source of this 4788-nucleotide messenger RNA. Its product is annotated as CCHC-type zinc finger nucleic acid binding protein. Gene Ontology annotation, molecular function: nucleic acid binding; zinc ion binding. The record is from RefSeq and is a predicted model, not a curated record. NCBI's taxonomy places the organism in Eukaryota, Metazoa, Arthropoda, Arachnida, Ixodida, Ixodidae.
UUCGAUUUUCUUCGAACCCCGUUCUCCCCAGCGCGGACCGCUCUCAGCGGCCUAGGAUCUGCAGUAAAACCCAGGCGAUCUAGGAUCCGCGUUCACCCCCGACGACUCCGUGGCGCGAGGCGAGGAAGGAACAAGAGGGAGUGAAAGAAAAAAAAGAGGGACCUUUAAGCCUAUCCGUCUAACUGGUCGAAUCACAGCUGGUUUCAAGCGCUCACCGGCGGCUGCUCACCGAUUCCAGCCGGGACGCUGCCUUCGUAAUUUCUCCCAACGCCGUGACUGUCAGCGCUGCUGCGAGGGGAGAAAACAAAUAAAAGAGGAGCCGCAGCAGGUGGGCGCCGAGGGGCGGGUGGAGCGAGGAGUGAGUCGAGUGUCGAGGAGGCGGCCAGGGGAGAAGAAUGAGUGCCACCACGGAGUGCUACAAGUGCCACAAGCUGGGACACUUUGCUCGCGAGUGCUUCCAGGAUGGCGGCAGUGGGGGCGGGGGCCGGGGUGGCAUGGGCGGCGGUGGGGGACCACGGGGAGGAGGCCGCGGCGCCUCCCGUGGCCGCAUGGAUUACAAGCCUCCCAUCAGAGAAAAGUGCUACAAGUGCAAUCGGAUAGGCCACUUCGCCAGGGACUGCAAGGAGGCUGAGGACCGGUGUUAUCGCUGCAACGGCACUGGACACAUCUCCAAGGACUGCCAGCAUGGCCCAGAUGAAAUGUCGUGCUACAACUGCGGCAAGAUGGGCCACAUUGCACGCGAGUGCAAGGAGCAGGAAAAGACCUGCUACAUCUGCCACAAGCAGGGACACAUCUCCAGGGACUGCGAGCAGGACGAGAGAAGGAGUGGCGCUGGCCUCUCUCUCCAGUGCUACCUGUGCGGCAAGCUGGGCCACAUCUCGCGGGACUGCCCCAACAGCGAGCGGGAUGACCGCAAGUGCUACAACUGCGGACACCUGGGACACAUCAGCCGGGACUGCCCAGAGGCCGGAGGAAACGACGCAGUGGCCGACGUCUGCUACCGCUGCAAUGAGCGUGGGCACAUAGCACGCAACUGCCGGUCCACACGCUCCAACAACCGCUGCUACCACUGCGGCGAGGUGGGCCACCUGGCACGAGAGUGCGAGAUGAAGGCCUGAGAGACGCUUCACCCACCAUUUGAGCCGCUGCCCAGCGCCACCUUGGACGUGCAACGGACAGUCCCGUUGCCCUGCCCUCCUCUCCCAGUCGUCUCUCUUGGGAAGGAAGUAGCCGCUCCCUCACCCCCUCCGCCGCUGCUGCUUGCGCGACAGCCCCGUUUGCAUCUGCAUUGCACUCUGGCAGCGACGUGCUGUCACUAGUAAGGCAAGGAAAGACUGCGAGCAAGUUUAUCCCCCACCCGAAGUGUUGCCCAGAAGCGGAAUUUUCGAUGGUUCGCCCCGAAAGUCGCGAGUUGCCCUCGAUGGGCAUUGUGUUGAUUAGAGCUGGUGGGGUUGGCUUGCCAUUACUGUUGUUGUUAACGUUGUUCUAUGAUGGUGGCGAGGAUUCCUUAUUCUAUGUUUGUUUGGCGAACGCAGCAGAUUUGCGAGGGGGGGCAGGCUCCUGCCCUUUUCUCCGUGGCACAAUCGCGAGGGAACCAGCGAGGGAGCAGGCAUCCUGUGGGGGCCACCAUUUGUUGUUGUUGUUGACGUUGUUGUGGGGAUGAUGUUUCUGCUCUAAGCUUCUCUCAGUGCCCUCGACCCCUCUCUCUCCCCCCCUUCGUCAUGCCAAUAGGAAUGGGGAAAGAAAAAAAAGCACGGUGGAGUUGAUCAAAGUCCUUGUAGAAGGUGAAAAGAAGGUGUACCAAUAUGUUUCCUUGGGAGAUCUCUGGUUUGAGAAGAGUCCAAAAAAGCGAGAAAGGCGCAUAAUCCUGAAGGACAGGGUAGUCCCAUUGCUUGCUUUGCCAAAGCUUUGUUUUCUGUGCCGUUUUUACUGUGCAGCACAGACAUGUUGAAGAAAUGUUAGACUGCAGAAAAAUCUGCAGUGGUGUCUGUGGCGUCUAAAGCAACAGGAACAGUUUUUUGCAGUAUGGUGAUGGAAAGGUGGCAAAAAAGGACGAAAGGGCGAAACGGGGGAUGAUAGCAUUAUUUAUUUUUGUUGAAUAAAGACAGUGCAACUUGUAUCGCUAACAGUGAGAAAAACGUGAAUGGUCCUGUGUCCUUCCGCGAGCCAUAAUCUCGAUGAGGGAAGGAGUCUUGGUUUUCCAGUUUGUUGCGUGAGCCCGCAGGUUUUAUUGUUUCCUCAACCCACCCUCCUCGUUGAGGAGAGAUUCCAAGAAUUGGUGGUGUACAAGAGUGAGAUUUCGAGCAGCAUUGUACAAAAAGAAAAGAAAGAGAUAAACAUAGUGACGACGUGGCACUUGCGCUCAAAGAGAGAGAGAGGGUUUUCUCUCCAGCCGAGAUUUUCACAUUUGGGGAAGGGUUAAGAGGGUUAAGGGCUUUUCUGGGCAUGGGGGGAGAGGCUCUUGGCAAUCUGAUCUUGCUGCACUCUUCUAGUUUGGUGUGAGUGUGUUACGUGUGUAUGCCCAGAAAGCUCCGCUUUUUUGACAAACUCUGCUCCCGCACCCAGUCUUUUUGAGAGUACCUUUUGUAGGGCAUGCUGCAUUACAGCUUCGUAAUGGAGCACACACACACAAAAAAAAAAAGAAUUGGAGGGGAGCCCAGCUUCCGAAAAAGACCAAAGGCUUCAGAGGUCUGUGACGACCAUUAAGUGGACACACACACCAUACCUUGAAUUGUUGAGCCUUGCCCGUUCCCCCAAACUGUACUUUGAUGCUGCAAUGUGCACGUUGUGUAGGUGGAGGAUUGAGUAUAUAUAUAUAUAUAUUAUAUUAUAUAUAUAUAAAUAUAAUGUGUAAAUAUUUGUUGAAGAGAAAGUUUCCCAGAGAUAUUUACAGCUGGUUCAUCACAAGUUAUAUCUGAGGUUGUUUGGAUUCCAUCCCAGGGGCAGAGUUUUUCAGUAGAUGCACAGAAAGCAUACUGCAUUCUUUUGUUUUUCGUGCGGCAUCCGCCAACCGAAAGGAAAGUGUGGUUGGGGAAAAGCGUACAUGUCUCAGCCGACAAAACACUAGUCUUCUUUACAAGCACUUGCAUGUUUCGACCAAAAAAAAAAGUAUACCUCACUCCGGGAUCAAGAUGCACACCAGUGAACAUCUCGGCUGAGGUUUACACGACUGGCACACCUGUGAAUGCCUGGGGGUUCGUGGAAAGAUGGAGCGGCAGUGUUCUUGCGCAUUGGCACUGCUAUUUAUUUAGUGGGAAGUGGUCGUGUGAGCUGUGUCGAUGAUGCUAGAAGCGAGUCACUCUAACACAGGUGCCAUUGUAAUUGCAAUAUGCUCCGAUAGUGACGAAGAGGUUGUGCAAUGUUUGUAAGGGAAUUGGGGCAUCGCGAUGGCCGGUUCUCAUUGAGCAUGUAUGCUGCUGGCAUUACUUUAUCCUGAUAUGGCUGGCAGUGCCGCCGACAAUACGUCAAAUUUGGCGAUGCCCACUUCUGGAUAGCAAUACCAGUGUGAAAUAAGUGCUUUGCACAGGAGUUAUCUUUGACGAAGUGAACGGAAGGGAAUGCACUUCAUUAGGCUUGUGGCAAACCAUUACAGCACGCGCAAUGCAAUUGCAUUGCCAAUGCCACUGUAGUGAUAACGGUUCUAGUGCUGGAAGAUGCACAUAAGUGUAGAGAGAGUUCACAUUGGUAGGUUGAAACGCAAGCAAGUAAAAUAGAAACACCCAGGCUAACCAAACAAAACUGUUGAAUAAAUAGUUGAAGAAUGCUAGCGGGUACUGUUCCUGAAGAAAACAAAUUUCCUCGUUUCUUGCAGUAUGUGUGUUUACGAUGCCGAGGCCGUUCCCAACAACUCGAGGUUGACAGGGAUAAGCCGUUCUAGAAAUAUAGAAUUACUGGGUGCGAGAGCACGUUAAGCUUGUUGUUGGUCCGCUCAAUGAAUGCUUAGAACCAACGUGAGAACUUGCCGGCCAUAAAAGGUAGUGAUAACAGUCGCGAACAUUUAUUGAUCCUUCAAUCAAAACUGCUGCUUCAGGGUGUAAUAUAACAUUUAUUAGUUGUAUGUUGUAUUCUAAGUUGCAACUGAGUGGUUAUGCUUAGGUAAUCUGCAGCACUGGUUUUAACUAGUCAAAUGGUCUGUGCUCCAAACACUUCACUGCGCAUUACCAUUGGUUUCUUCUGUAUGUAAAUUUGAGUGACAGUUAUCACAAAUGCAACAUCUUUUCGGUCCGUAAGUCUAGCAAAUGUAUUGCAAUCAACAAGGGUAACUUGUUAUCUGCGGAACAGUGGCCAGCUUUUAUCUUGAAUUCUCUGCACUUGUUCCUUCAGCAGCUCUGUUAGACAUUGUAUACAUUGUAUUGUUCCUGUUGGCUCAGAUUUACGUACUGUUGCACUACCAUGUUCUAGUGUUCAAUUUCCUGUUGUUACAGGCGAGCAACUCCUUUAUGUGAUAUGUUGGGAUGCGUACAGGUUUUUGCAUACCCAAGCGGGCAAGCAUUAAGAGUUGGAAGGCAGCGCACAGUUGUGCCUCUACACAGUGCCGCAAGUUUUCCAGUCGUGUAAAUCACAGGCCUCGAUGACCGGGCUGCUCAGCCAUCUUGGAACGUCCACAGUGUUAGCUCCCGUGCAGCCGGAGCCUUCUGCCGUUGUACCUUCUUCAGUUUUUUGUUUCCUGUUUAUUUGUGUCACAGAGCAGAUACCUGUGCUAUCUUAACGUUAUCCAGUGACAUCAAGGUGUACAAAACUGGGAUGUGAAACGAGAAAAAAAAUAAUAAAAAUGGAUGGAAAAAGGUC